Molecule: messenger RNA, 2154 nt
Organism: Vitis riparia (riverbank grape)
Lineage: Eukaryota; Viridiplantae; Streptophyta; Magnoliopsida; Vitales; Vitaceae
Product: amino acid permease 8-like
Exons: 7
Coding region: 589-1839 (416 amino acids)
Cellular component (GO): plasma membrane
Source: RefSeq, a predicted model, not a curated record
UUAAAUAAGUUUAAUCAUAAAGUAAAAACCAAGUAACAAGUGAUAAGUUUAAUUUAUUGAACACCUUCUAAGUCAGGAGACAACGACUUCUAAUAGUAAUCGUGUACUGCCACUUGCAUAGACCAAAGAUGAAAAAGGAAAAAAGAUAUUUUGAAUGAAGUGUUUAUACAACACAAUAGGUGAAUGUGUUUACAGCCUGCAACUAAAUUCAAAUGCCUUUUUCACUUUUAAAAUCUAGACGGAUUUGCAAUAAAUAGAUGCUAAAUCAUACAGCAGAGUAAUGUAACUAGUGCUUGGCUUUCUCAGAAAUGGCAUAUGAUAUAAAUGUUUAAUUAAAAGAAAUUUGUUUUCUUCCCCAAGAAACUGAUGAUGAAGCCAUAAAUGCAGAACUCAUCUUCUGAGUCUUGAGUGUGUUUUCAUUUCCAGACUUGGGUCGCAGCACAAGUGAGAGAUUUACUCAACCUUCUGUUCCUUUCCCCUCUAAUAUUUUCAACCUUUUCAUAUGGGGUUUGUAGAGUUUCAAAGCUAAACUAAUGACCCUUAAUUUUCCUGGUGCAGAUUUGGUUGCUAAGUAGAUAACGGAAGGAGAUGAUGGCAAGUGAGGUUGAUGAUAAUAGAGGUAUUCAGAAUGAGGUCUGUGAAUCUGGUUUGGGUUCUCACAAAGUUGCAGAUGCAGAUUUGGACGAUGAUGGCAGACCCAGAAGAACUGGGUCUCUGUGGACAGCAUGUGCACUCGUAAUAACAGCUGUUAUAGGCGCUGGAGUGCUCUCUCUCGCCUGGAGCCUGGCGCAGCUUGGAUGGGUUGGUGUAUCAGUUCUUAUAAUAUUUGGCAGCAUCACAUUCUACACUUCCAAUCUCUUAGCAGAAUGUUACAGAUGCCCAAUCACUGGCACGAGAAACUAUACUUAUAUGCAGGCUGUCAAAGCCAAUCUAGGUGGAAAAAUGUAUAUGGCUUGUGGGUUGGCUCAAUACAGCCUCCUAAUUGGACUGGCAAUAGGCUAUACCAUCACUGCAGCAGUAAGCAUGGUGGCUAUACAGAAAUCGAAUUGCUUCCACAAAAGAGGCCAUGAAGCCCCUUGCGAGGUUUCGGAUAAACCAUACAUGAUAGGGAUGGGACUCUUUGAAAUCGUGGUGUCUCAGAUACCGGAUAUUGGUGAAAUGUGGGGGUUGUCUGUCAUAGCAACAGUUACAUCUUUCGGGUAUGCCUCAAUUGGAGCUGCACUCGCCUUUUCAACUGUCAUCUCAGGGCAUCGAAAGAGGACCAGUGUGACUGGUGUUGAGGUUGGGCCGGGCAUAACUGCAGCUCAGAAGAUGUGGAGGAUGUUCAGAGCAAUUGGAGACAUGUUGUUAUGCAGCUCAUACUCUGCAAUUCUGCUUGAAAUCCAGGAUACAUUGAAAUCUUCAGGGUCAGAAAUCCAAGUAAUGAAGAAGGCUAACAUGAUAAGUGUGUCAACAACAACCUUAUUCUACUUGAUUUGUGCUUGCUUUGGCUAUGCUGCAUUCGGGAACAACGCCCAUGGCAACAUGCUAACUGGCUUUGGAUUUUACGAGCCCUUCUGGCUCAUCGACUUGGCCAACACCUUCAUUGUGAUGCACCUUGUGGGAGCAUACCAGGUGAUUUCACAACCAGUGUUUGGUGCAGUUGAAUCACAGAUGAGAAGGUGGUGGCCAAGGUCCAAGUUUGUAAUUGCUGAGUACCCCAUAAGAACUGGGAAGAAAAACUUCAACAUGAGUAUCAAUUUGUUAAGGCUGACUUGGAGAAGCAUGUUUGUAGUGAUUAUAACUUUGCUGGCUUUGGCAUUGCCAUACUUAGAACUGGGAAGAAAAACUUCAACAUGAGUAUCAAUUUGUUAAGGCUGACUUGGAGAAGCAUGUUUGUAGUGAUUAUAACUUUGCUGGCUUUGGCAUUGCCCUACUUCAAUGAAGUGCUGGCACUGCUUGGGGCUAUUAGUUACUGGCCACUGACAGUUUACUUCCCAGUGAAUAUUUACAUUGUGCAAAAGAAGAUCAGUCGAUGGACAAUUAGGUGGUUUGGGCUGCAGUCACUGAACUUUGUGUGUCUGCUUGUGGCCUUGGCUGCAGCCUGCGGCUCCAUUGAAGGGUUUGCUGAGGCUCUCCAUAUCUUCAAGCACUCCUAAUUAAACAAUAAUGCAA